This is a messenger RNA of Aspergillus oryzae RIB40, 2286 nucleotides long. RefSeq names its product putative PHD finger domain protein. Gene Ontology annotation, cellular component: nucleus. NCBI's taxonomy places the organism in Eukaryota, Fungi, Ascomycota, Eurotiomycetes, Eurotiales, Aspergillaceae. The transcript is spliced from 4 exons. Gene Ontology annotation, biological process: DNA-templated transcription; transcription elongation by RNA polymerase I; transcription antitermination. Bases 1 to 2286 code for a protein of 761 amino acids. Gene Ontology annotation, molecular function: RNA polymerase II transcription regulatory region sequence-specific DNA binding. The record is from RefSeq and is a predicted model, not a curated record.
AUGGCCGGUAAGCUCCUAGUAACCACAAUCUCGCGGACGAAACCCAAGUCGAAAGCGCAGCCGAAGGAAAAACCACCGAAGCCUUCCGUCGAACCAACACCUGCCCCCAGUGAAGAAGAAGAGAUUAUCCGAUGUAUAUGCGGAGAAUAUGAAGAGGAGGAAGACAUUGAACGUGAUAUGAUCUGCUGCGAUCGCUGUUCAGCAUGGCAACAUAAUGACUGCAUGGGUCUCACAUUCGCGAAGGGCGAGGAGCCAGACGAGUACUUUUGUGAGAUAUGCAAGCCUGAAAAUCAUAAAGUUCUCCUGGAUAAGAUUGCGCGUGGUGAAAAGCCUUGGGAGGAGGCAGCUGAAAAAAGGCGCAAAGAAGCCGAGGAAAAGAAAGCAUCACGCCGCAGAAAGGGUAAAAAGGGAGGCAGAAGAGGCAGACCCAGUGAGCCCAAACCUGAGCCCAAACCUGAGCCCAAAACCGAGGCGAGCACACCAGCACGUACAGCUGCUUCGUCAACCCCAGCCCCUGCUCCUGCUCCUACUCCCGCUCCCGCUCCCGCUCCUGUUUCUAUUCCUGCUCCUGCUCCUGCUCCUCCAGCGCCUGAGGCUGCUCCGACUUCCCCAGCACCAUCAUCUGUUACACCGGUCACCGAGAAGAAUGGUGCCGUCCCCGAUGCUCAAUCGGCAAGUGCUCAAAAACGCAAGUUUGAUGAACAUCAGGAUGUGUCUACGCCUGAACCUACUGUGGAAGAACUCUCUAAUCCUGCUCGGAAAAGUGCGGCCAGUGCUCUGGUCAGGUUAUUUGUAGAUCAGGUUUCUGAGGCCCGAAGGCGAGGUUCCUUCAGCUUGUCGGAUGGGAAGUCAGCGGAGGAGGUCGCGCGGCAACUCGCUCUCUCAAUUGAGAAUGCAAUGUAUGAGAAUUUCUGCGGAGGAUCUGGAGAGACCACAGAGCAGUAUAAAGCACAAUUGCGGACGAUCUUGUUCAACGUAAAGAAGAAUCCUUCUCUACGGGAUCGUCUGCUCGUAGGUAGUUUACUCCCAGAUACCCUCUCUAAGAUGAGCUCCCAAGACAUGGCAAGUGAAGAACUGCAACAGAAGGACGCCGAAAUCAAGCGCGAAGCCGAAAGGCAGCAUAUUAUCGUGCAAGAACAAGGGCCAAGGAUCAGGCGGACCCAUAAAGGCGAGGAACUGGUUGAAGACGAUAAUCAGAAUGUGCCCAGUGAGCCCGUGUUCUCUGCUGCUCCCCGUCGAAGCUUAGUCGAUGCAGAUGGCAGCCAAAGCCCAGGUCCUCAGCAGUCCGGCGAUGGCGAUAACGUUCGGAAACCUGGUAACCAGCAAGCGUCUGACAGCAAACCCACCGACGGUAUUUCUCACGACCAGCACUUCCCGCCUAGGGCUCACUCCCCUGGCGGCACUGAGCACGAGCAAGUGUUUCCAGAGGUGGCAACCCACAUUCGACAACCACUCCCGACUGGAACGGCUCAGGCCGAUGCAGAGAUCGAUCAGCUUCUAAAGGACGAUGAACCGGAGUCACCGCCCUACUCACCUAAGGAUUAUCAUGACGAAGGAGCUGUUUGGCGUGGCAAGGUCAUCAUGAACCCCAUUGCCGAGUUUUCCUCCUCAGCUAAACAUGUUGGAGGUGCCGACCUCAGUGGGCGAAUCCCCUGGAGUCAGCUUGCGCCUUCGACAUUGCUAGUGGAUGGCAGAAUUGACAUCCAACUGGCCAGCGAGUAUCUCUGCAACUUGCGUUUCAGUACUUCCACAGACGUGUCAGUCAUUUGUAUCAAGAAGCCCGAGUUGCCAAAAGAGCAGGCCGGCUUCGACAAGCUCUUUAACUAUUUCUCGGAUCGCAAGAGAUACGGUGUGGUGGGCAAGCAUCCUCUAGCAGCCGUCAAAGAUACUUAUCUUAUUCCCAUCGAGGCUGGGUCAGUUAAGAAACCCGAGUUCAUUGAACUCUUAGAGAACAAUACCUUGGAGGAUCCAACUCCAGAACGGGUUCUUCUCGUCGUCUUUGCCGUGAAGACCUCUGAAUCGAAUCCCCCCUCGAGCCCGGCGCCACAAAACCAGGCCCCAGUCACGGGUCUUGCAGCUGCCGUUCAGGUGCUGGGUAAUCAGGCUAGCUCCCCAGCUAUUCAACAGCUCUUGCAACAGGCGCCGAACGCGGAUAUUACCCAACUGAGUGUCGUCCGUGAUAUCUUGUUGCGACGGCCGGAGACAGCGCUCAACUACGAAAUAUUGAUGCAGGAAUUGGUCCAGGCUACGACGAAUGGGCAUACUCUACAGCAGAACGCAAAGUAG